UGUAGACCUACUAUUUCUCAGCCAUUUGCCCUGUAUUCUUUUUUUUUUUUCUGAUUAAUUUGCUAAUGGCUGCCGAGAAGCAGAUGCCAAUAUCUCAUACCAAUAGAAAGCUAAUGACAAUACUCAGCAUUGAUGGCGGCGGAAUCCGAGGUAUCAUCCCGGGUACUAUCCUUGCCUUCCUCGAAGAAGAGCUUCAGAAGCUUGAUGGUCCGGAAGCAAGAAUUGCAGACUACUUCGACGUAAUAGGAGGGACAAGCACCGGAGGAAUAGUGACGGCCAUGCUCACCACACCAUAUGAUGAUCAAAAUGGUCGUCCACUUCCAGCUAAAGAUAUCAACAAAUUUUACUUUGAGGAAGGCCCCAAGAUAUUCUCCGACGAGGCUAAAUCGGCCAGGCAACAGACUAACGGUUGGAGAGAGCCGAGUAGCAUAGUCGGUAAGGUCUUCACGCAGAUAGCAAUGGCGGGCAUGUGGGCUUUUGCCAAGCUAAAAGCACCUGAAUACGAUGGGGUUCACCUGCGUCAGAAGAUCAAAGAGUUUUGCAGAGGCAUACUAUUGAGUGACACUCUUACUAAUGUUGUAAUCCCUGCUUAUGAUAUGCAAGACCUGCGUCCAAUCAUUUUCUCUACUCAACAGGCGAAAAAGAACAAAUCAGAGGUAAAAUUGGAAGACGUAGUUGUGAGCACGUCAGCAGCGCCUUCUUACUUCCCUUUCAAUAAAUUUGAAGCAGAUGGCAAAGAGCACUUUCUAGUUGAUGGGGGACUUGCUGCUAACAACCCCACAUUGCUAGCAAUACGUGAAGCAACGAGGAUUUUGGAGAAGGAAAACCCUAGAAACUAUAGCCAAUUCGACUAUAGCAACUUUUUAGUUUUGUCUCUUGGAACCGGCUCACUUGAAAAGCGGCGGGGUCACAAAAUUGGCAUGGGAGGCAUGUUAGAUUGGUUGUUCAGCUUUGAAAAAGGAUUGUCGCCUUUGUUUGAUGUCAUGUUUAGGGCAUCCGAUGACAUGGUAGACAUUUACACAUCCUUUAUCUUGGGAAAUUACAAUGCUCGACACAACUAUCUCAGAAUUCAGGAUUAUGCAAUGAAAGCCCACGAGGCAAAAACAGACGAUGCAAAUCCAGAAAACCUCAAGAGGCUUGAAAAAGUUGGGAAGAAUCUCCUUACUCGGUCUGUUUCAGCGACUCAUCCAGACACUGGCUUGCCAGAAAUAGCGCAUCUUGACAAUUCUAUGUCUGCUAAUCAAAGUGAAAGUGUGACCAGUAAUAAAGUUGCUCUCAUCAGCUUUGCUAAAAGAUUGUCCGAUGAGAGGAAGCGCUGGCAUAGCUUUAAGUAGUAAUUAUCAUCCAUACGUGGUUGUUAUAAUUAUUGUUAAAUAUAAUUCUUAAUACAAACUCCUCAUGUACUCAUAAAGUUAUAUUUGCUCUUACAUACUUUCUAAGUAACAUCCAAGG
Molecule: messenger RNA, 1452 nt
Organism: Morus notabilis
Lineage: Eukaryota; Viridiplantae; Streptophyta; Magnoliopsida; Rosales; Moraceae
Product: patatin-like protein 2
Exons: 6
Coding region: 66-1334 (422 amino acids)
Biological process (GO): lipid metabolic process
Molecular function (GO): monoacylglycerol lipase activity; glycerophospholipase activity
Source: RefSeq, a predicted model, not a curated record